Gossypium raimondii (Peruvian cotton) is the source of this 1517-nucleotide messenger RNA. Its product is annotated as mitochondrial carnitine/acylcarnitine carrier-like protein. The record is from RefSeq and is a predicted model, not a curated record. Gene Ontology annotation, molecular function: L-ornithine transmembrane transporter activity. NCBI's taxonomy places the organism in Eukaryota, Viridiplantae, Streptophyta, Magnoliopsida, Malvales, Malvaceae. Gene Ontology annotation, biological process: mitochondrial L-ornithine transmembrane transport. The transcript has 3 exons. Bases 406 to 1302 code for a protein of 298 amino acids.
GGGUACCGAGUCACCAUUCACCAACCACUCACUGUGUUACUAUCAGCCAAAAACAACCCAAAUAGAACAACACUGGGGAAGUUCUUAGCCUCUGCUUGCAAUCCUCAACUCUGUCCACAUCUCCCAAAAACCAAACAAUCCCAUCUCAACCACAAAAAUCUCCUGUUUCUUUGUGUGAAAUCCACUCUUUAUCCUUCAAAUUCCCCCUUUAACCCAACUACUCUCUUAUGGCUCUCUAUCCUUAAUAGCCUCAAAAAAAAAAAAAAAGGUACUUUGAGUGGAUUUUACAGUUCUUUUCUGGGAUCUGAUUAAUGGGUUUUCUUUUUUAAUCAGAUUUCGGCACUUGGAUUGGUAUUUAACACUCUACUGGAUUUGAUUCAGCUUCAUUUUAUUGCAUUGUUCAAGAUGGGUGAUGUAGCUAAGGAUUUAACAUCUGGAACUGUUGGAGGAGCAGCACAAUUGAUUGUUGGGCAUCCAUUUGAUACUAUUAAGGUUAAGCUUCAGAGUCAACCUGUUCCGCUUCCUGGUCAACCACCUAAAUAUGCUGGUGCUAUGGAUGCUGUUAAGCAGACUUUAGCUGCUGAAGGACCAAGGGGUUUGUAUAAAGGUAUGGGAGCUCCAUUGGCUACCGUGGCUGCUUUCAAUGCUCUCUUGUUUACAGUGAGAGGACAAAUGGAGUCAUUUUUGAGAUCAGAACCUGGUGUACCACUCACUGUUAACCAACAAGUCAUUGCUGGUGCUGGCGCUGGUGUUGCUGUUUCAUUCUUAGCUUGUCCCACUGAGUUGAUCAAAUGCAGAUUACAAGCCCAGAGUGCAUUAGCGGUUGAUGCUGGCUCAGCUGGUGUAGCAGUGAAAUAUGGUGGACCAAUGGAUGUAGCCAAGCAAGUGCUUAGGUCCGAAGGUGGUGCAAGGGGUCUCUUCAAAGGCUUGGUUCCCACCUUAGCUCGUGAGGUUCCUGGCAAUGCUGCUAUGUUCGGUGUCUACGAAGCAUUGAAACAAUACAUGGCCGGAGGGACCGACACUUCGAAAUUAGGACGAGGGUCAUUGAUCGUGGCAGGAGGCUUAGCCGGAGCUUCAUUUUGGUCAUCGGUUUACCCAACCGAUGUUGUCAAGAGUGUGCUCCAAGUAGAUGAUUAUAAAAAUCCAAAGUACAAGGGGUCUAUGCAUGCAUUUAGGUCUAUAUUAGCUUCAGAAGGGGUGAAAGGGCUUUAUAAAGGGUUUGGACCUGCCAUGGCAAGAAGUAUCCCUGCUAAUGCAGCUUGUUUCUUGGCAUAUGAAGUGACAAGGUCUAGUUUGGGCUAAUUUAAUCAGUUGUUGUUGUCGUUUCUUUGAUUUGGUCACCAACAGUUUUUGCUUUUGUCAAAAGCCUUAAUGAAUUUGAUGAUGCUUGAAAUGGAAAGGUGGUCAUAGGUUCUUUGUAAGUUAUUUGAGUUCGGCUCAAAAAAACUUUAAAUUCGAUUUGGUAAUUAUCAAGUAGAGUUUGAGAUCGAGCAACUCAAACUACCAAUUGAGAUGAA